AUGUCAUCGAGAAAGAAGGUCCUCCUCAAGGUCAUUAUCCUUGGCGACAGCGGUGUCGGCAAGACGAGUCUGAUGAACCAAUAUGUCAACAAGAAGUUCAGUGCAAGCUACAAGGCCACAAUCGGCGCCGACUUCCUGACGCGCGAGGUUCUCGUCGACGACCGACAGGUGACGAUGCAGCUCUGGGAUACGGCAGGACAAGAGCGCUUCCAGUCUCUGGGUGUCGCCUUCUACCGCGGCGCCGAUUGCUGCGUGCUCGUAUACGAUGUCAACAACUCCAAGAGUUUCGACGCCCUGGACAGCUGGAGGGACGAGUUCUUGAUCCAAGCGUCGCCGCGGGACCCGGACAACUUCCCAUUUGUCGUUCUCGGGAACAAGAUUGAUGUUGAGGAAAGCAAGAGAGUGAUCUCGACCAAGCGCGCCAUGACCUUUUGCCAAUCCAAGGGCGGUAUUCCCUACUUUGAGACCAGCGCAAAAGAGGCUAUCAACGUUGAGCAGGCAUUCGAAGUCAUUGCGCGGAACGCCCUAGCCCAGGAGGAGUCUGAGGAAUUCAGCGGCGAUUACCAGGACGUCAUCAACAUCCCCAUCGAAAACCCCCGGGACGGAUGUUCGUGCUAA
Molecule: messenger RNA, 618 nt
Organism: Colletotrichum orchidophilum
Lineage: Eukaryota; Fungi; Ascomycota; Sordariomycetes; Glomerellales; Glomerellaceae
Product: Ras-like protein Rab7
Exons: 7
Coding region: 1-618 (205 amino acids)
Biological process (GO): regulation of vacuole fusion, non-autophagic
Cellular component (GO): phagocytic vesicle; vacuole; late endosome
Molecular function (GO): GTPase activity; GTP binding
Source: RefSeq, a predicted model, not a curated record